Messenger RNA from Asparagus officinalis (garden asparagus), 1545 nucleotides. Its product is annotated as calreticulin-3-like. The transcript has 14 exons. Bases 91 to 1359 code for a protein of 422 amino acids. Gene Ontology annotation, molecular function: calcium ion binding. The record is from RefSeq and is a predicted model, not a curated record. Gene Ontology annotation, cellular component: endoplasmic reticulum; endoplasmic reticulum membrane. NCBI's taxonomy places the organism in Eukaryota, Viridiplantae, Streptophyta, Magnoliopsida, Asparagales, Asparagaceae. Gene Ontology annotation, biological process: protein folding.
UUUGUGUUUCAGAUGAAGGGUAUUCAGGAGAAGAUCACUUCUAUAUAGUGGACAGGUUUUUGAUUGGUUCUUCAUUGUCACUGGGCCAAUAUGGAGGGCAGAAUCUUGUUCCUACAGUUGCUUUUAGCUGCUCUUUGUGCUCAUCUGUGUGUUUCUGAGGUUAUAUUUGAGGAGAGGUUUGAAGAUGGUUGGGAGAGCCGAUGGGUGAAAUCAGACUGGAAAAAGAGCGAAGGAAAAGCCGGAACAUUUAAGCAUACAGCAGGAAGAUACUCAGGGGAUCCAGAUGAUAAAGGCAUUCAGACAUAUCCAGAUGCAAAGCACUACGCAAUAUCAGCAAAAAUUCCUGAAUUCAGCAAUAAGGGCAGGACAUUAGUUGUUCAGUAUUCGAUAAAGUUUGAGCAGGAAAUUGAAUGCGGUGGUGGUUAUAUUAAGCUUCUCUCUGGUUAUGUUAACCAGAAAAAGUUCGGUGGCGAUACUCCUUAUAGCUUGAUGUUCGGACCUGACCUAUGCGGUACACAAACAAAGAAGCUCCAUGCAAUAGUCUCCUACCAGGGACAAAAUUAUCCUAUCAAGAAAGAAUUGCAAUGUGAAAAUGACAAAUUAACACAUUUCUACACAUUUAUUUUGAGGCCAGAUGCUUCUUACAGUGUCCUGGUGGAUAACCGCGAAAGAGAAUCAGGAAGCAUGUAUACUGAUUGGGAUAUUCUUCCUCCUCGAAAAAUUAAAGAUGUCGAUGCGAAGAAGCCAAAGGAUUGGGAUGAGAGGGAAUAUAUCGAUGAUCCUGAUUCUGUCAAGCCCGAGGGAUAUGAUUCAAUUCCAGCUGAAAUUCCGGACCCAAAAGCUAAAAAGCCUGGUACAUGGGAUGAAGAUGAAGAUGGUAUUUGGAGACCACCAAAGGUACCGAAUCCCGCAUACAAAGGAACAUGGAAGCGUAAGAGAAUUAAGAACCCAAACUACAAAGGGAAAUGGAGAAUCCCGUGGAUUGACAACCCAGAGUUUGAAGAUGAUCCGGACCUUUAUGUGUUGAAACCUCUGAAAUAUGUGGGAAUUGAAGUGUGGCAGGUGAAAGCUGGUUCAGUUUUUGAUAAUAUCCUGAUUUGUGAUGACCCAGAGUACGCAAAGCAAGUCGUCGACGAAACUUUUGCCAAAAAUAAAGAGGCUGAGAAAGAGGCUUUUGAGGAAGCAGAGAAAGUGAGACGAGCAAAAGAAGAAGAGGAGGCUCAAAAGGCAAGGGUUGAAGGUGAAAAAAUAAAGAGAUCAAGGGACAAUGAUCGACGCCAUAGAGAUAGGGGCCAUUACAGAGACAGAUACAAAAGGCGCCGGGAUUAUAUAGAUGAUUAUGAUCAUGACGAAUUAUGAGAUCAAGCUAUUGAAAGAAGAGAAGAAGAAAAAUAUUUUGCAACUAAUUUGGCUAUUUUGAACGAUUGUACUUUAUUGCAUGUACUGUUGCCAUCAAUAAAAGAGGAGUUCAAGACUGAUUGUGUUGAGAAUAUAGUUCAUGAAUUGUGCAAAGGAGCAAGAAUCCAUAUCAUGGAAAUUUAUGAA